UCAUUCGUUACAAAAACCGCAACACUGGCUGAUAUAACUUGUUGCGAUUUGUCUUAUCAUUUUAAUAAUAUAAACAAAUUAAGUAAUCAAGUUUAGAACCAAACGACCGACCACAACAAGAUAAAGCAAAGCAUUGAUUAAAAUAAAGCCAUGAGUAAAGUUGUUAACAACCUCAUGAGAUUGGCCCUGCUGCAGUUGAAUGUGUCGAAAGAUAAGUUGGUGAAUUUGCAACAUGCAUCGCAAAAGAUACGAGAAGCGGUAAAGGAACACAAGCCACGUAUUGUUACGUUGCCGGAAUGUUUUAAUUCUCCCUAUGGCACCAAAUAUUUCCGUGAAUAUGCCGAAAGCAUACCCAGCGGUGAAACCUCACAAACUCUAUCGCAAUUGGCAAAGGAAAUGGGUAUCUACAUAGUGGGUGGAUCAAUUCCUGAAUUAGAUAGUGAUGAUAAAAUCUAUAAUACCUGUACCAUCUGGUCACCGGAGGGCAAUCUAAUUGCCAAACAUCGUAAAAUGCAUUUAUUUGAUAUUGAUGUCAAAGGUGGAAUACGUUUCAAAGAAUCUGAGACAUUGUCGGCCGGUAAUGAGUUUACCAUUAUUGAGGUUGAUGGUCAUAAAAUUGGUAUUGGUAUUUGUUAUGACAUUCGUUUUGAGGAAAUGGCCAAGGUUUAUAGGAAUGAAGGUUGUAAAAUGCUGAUAUAUCCUGCUGCUUUUAAUAUGACAACUGGACCAAUGCACUGGGAAUUGUUGCAACGUUCUCGGGCCAAUGACAAUCAAUUGUAUGUUGUGACAACCUCACCUGCCCGCGAUGAAAAGGGCGAAUAUGUCGCCUAUGGCCAUUCAAUGGUUGUUGAUCCCUGGGCCAAGGUAGUCAAAAGUGCUAAGGAGGGCGAGGAGACAGUUGUUGCAGAUAUUGAUUUCUCAUUGGUUGAACAAGUUCGUCAACAAAUUCCAGUGUACUCCCAAAGACGUUUGGAUUUGUAUAGUACCAACAAAAAAUGUUAACAAUGUUAUCUCCAGACUAUAAUUGCAUUUAAUUUAAUUCUUUUUUGUUUUUUGUAACUGGUAAUAAUAUUGCUUAUUAUCGUUUUAUUAUGGCUAAAAAAUAAAAGGGACAAAUAUGGAUACAAACAAAAAAAAAAAAACAAA
Musca domestica (house fly) is the source of this 1146-nucleotide messenger RNA. RefSeq names its product omega-amidase NIT2. The record is from RefSeq and is a predicted model, not a curated record. Lineage: Eukaryota; Metazoa; Arthropoda; Insecta; Diptera; Muscidae. Bases 151 to 1002 code for a protein of 283 amino acids. Gene Ontology annotation, biological process: oxaloacetate metabolic process; L-glutamine metabolic process. Gene Ontology annotation, cellular component: mitochondrion. Gene Ontology annotation, molecular function: omega-amidase activity. The transcript has 4 exons.